Messenger RNA from Exophiala bonariae, 2187 nucleotides. RefSeq lists its product as uncharacterized. The transcript has a single exon. The record is from RefSeq and is a predicted model, not a curated record. Gene Ontology annotation, cellular component: mitochondrion. Gene Ontology annotation, molecular function: metal ion binding; methylcrotonoyl-CoA carboxylase activity; ATP binding. Bases 1 to 2187 code for a protein of 728 amino acids. Lineage: Eukaryota; Fungi; Ascomycota; Eurotiomycetes; Chaetothyriales; Herpotrichiellaceae.
AUGGCUUCCCGGCGAUUACCCAGAGCUGCUUCAUGGCGCUGCAAACCACUCUUUCGUAACUGCGGUUCCUCCUUCCACGCCCGAUCCAACCAUACCAGCUCUAACGCUGCAAUCAAAUCCUUAGAUUCCAUCCUCAUCGCAAACAGAGGUGAAAUCGCCAUCAGAGUGAACAGAACUGCCGCCAAACAUGGCAUUCGGACCACUACUCUAUAUACCAAUCCAGACGCUCUGUCUCAACAUGCCCAUUCUUCUCCCUUCUCCUUCAAUCUCGGCGCUACUGCUGCCUACCUUGACCAAGAAAAGAUUCUGAAAAUAGCGAAGGAGCAAGGUUGUCAGGCUAUCCAUCCUGGAUAUGGGUUCCUGUCUGAGAACACCGAGUUCGCCAAACGUUGUGCUGAUGAGGGAAUCAUAUUCAUUGGGCCCCCUGCCGGUGCCAUUGAAGAUAUGGGUGACAAAGCUAGAAGCAAGGAGAUUAUGAAUUCAGCAGGUGUGCCAUGCGUACCUGGGUAUCACGGUGCCGACCAAGCUCCCGCAACUUUGGCAGCAGAGGCCGAGAAGAUCGGAUACCCUGUUCUCAUCAAAGCCGUGCGAGGUGGUGGUGGUAAGGGCAUGAGAAUCGCCAAAUCAGCUCAAGAAUUCCAAGAGAUGCUCGACAGUGCAAAGAGUGAAGCAAGAAAUUCCUUUGGUAAUGACGAAGUCCUGGUUGAGAAGUAUAUCACCACUCCCAGACAUAUAGAGGUUCAAGUCUUCGCCGACAAGCAUGGAAAUUGUCUAGCACUUGGAGAGCGAGAUUGCUCCAUUCAGCGACGCCAUCAGAAAAUCCUCGAAGAGUCACCAGCCCCAAAUCUAGAUGACACAAUACGCAAGGAUAUCUGGGGCAAGGCCAGAGCUGCGGCACUAGCUGUCAAAUACGAAGGAGCCGGUACUGUCGAGUUUAUCUUUGACAACGACACGGGUGAGUUCUUUUUCAUGGAAAUGAACACUCGACUCCAAGUCGAGCAUCCCGUCACUGAGAUGGUGACUGGUCUGGAUCUGGUCCAUUGGCAAAUCCUCAUCGCCGAAGGCCACAAAUUGCCCUUGACCCAAGACCAAGUGGAGCAAGAGAUCUUGAAGCGAGGCCAUGCUAUUGAAGCCCGAAUCUACGCCGAGAAUCCGGACAAGGGCUUUAUACCAGAUUCUGGAACUCUUCUCCAUGUCAGCCUUCCUAUGGAGACAGAAGAUGUACGUAUCGACAGCGGCUUUGUUCAGGGUGAUGAGGUCUCCAGCCAUUACGAUCCAAUGAUCGCCAAGCUGAUUGUCAGGGCCGAUACUAGAGAAGCCGCUCUUCGUAAGUUGACGGUAGCUCUUCAAGAUUAUCAAGUCGCAGGCCCAGUCACGAAUAUUGAUUUUCUCAAAAGAAUAUGCAGAUCUCCGGAUUUUGUAUCUGGAGAUGUGGAAACAGGCUACAUCGAGAAGCACCGGCCUGAGCUUUUCCCCAAGGCAACUCUCAGUGAUGAGGUUCUAGCAGAAGCUGCCAUAGCUUCGUUUUUGCAAUCGGUAAAGCAGAAUUGUAAUCCGUCACGCCAAUCACUACAAUCAUCCUCCCCCUCAUGGCUAACAACAUCUGCCGAUUUUCAACCACGAUCCUUCCAUUUUCAAUCGGCAGACUUCGAACCAGGUCCGGGGAAGACCCCAGAUAUACACUCUGUCGAAGUGCAUCAAACGAGUCCAGGACACUUUACUGUCUCGACAUCGUCCGGUUCUGUCCCUUUUGCAGUAACAUCCACACUUGACCAUUCGACAAAUACUCUCACAACCUACUUUCCACAAACUCGCCACACAUCACGAGUGGUAUUCUCGCCUUCUUCUGGAGUGAUCAACCUCUUCACUCCUGUUGGGUCAUUCCGCUUACAGCCAUCAUCUCCUGGAUGGCUUGCUAAAGCUCUAGGUGUCGUUGAAAAGGCCAACUCGCUGCUUUCACCGAUGCCAGCCAAGAUCCUUCGUGUUCUUGUCCAACCAGGAGAUAUGGUCAAGAAAGAUCAACCACUUCUGGUGAUUGAGAGCAUGAAGAUGGAAACAGUGAUACGCAGCCCAGCCGAAGGUGUCGUUGUGAAGAGGGUUGUUCACGGUGAGGGCGACGUAGUUGGUAGUGGUGUUGAGUUGGUAGAGUUCGAGGAACAGACCAGUGAUGGCGAAUCCUCCGCCUGA